Drosophila takahashii is the source of this 2032-nucleotide messenger RNA. It is a transcript of the gene ric8a, whose product is annotated as ric8 guanine nucleotide exchange factor A. Gene Ontology annotation, biological process: G protein-coupled receptor signaling pathway. The record is from RefSeq and is a predicted model, not a curated record. Gene Ontology annotation, cellular component: cytoplasm. Lineage: Eukaryota; Metazoa; Arthropoda; Insecta; Diptera; Drosophilidae. Gene Ontology annotation, molecular function: G-protein alpha-subunit binding; guanyl-nucleotide exchange factor activity.
UCUCGGCCGAGGGUCACACUGGUGGAAAUUAAAAAACUUAAUUUAAUUAAACCAAAGGACUUAAAAAGCCACCUCAAAAAACGGCCAACGCUGGCGACAUGGAAGCGGAGCAGCUGAAACGACUGGAGGCCAAGGAGGCGGACCACAUCCCCGCCAUCCUGGGCGAGUUCAACACGAAGAAUGCGGAUUUGCUAAUCUUCGACAGCUUUCGCACGGACAACCAGUGGCACGAGCUGUGGCUGGCCAUCUUUGGGAUCCUGGAGGAUCAGCGGCUGAGCCAUUUGCAUACGCAGUGCCUCAACACGGUGAGAAUUCUCACGCGCGACGAGUUUAGUUUGCAGACGAACUACAUCGAACAGGAGGUGAAUACUUUGCUGCGGCUGGCGAGGAUCGAAGCGGGUUCCCUGAAGCUUCCCGCCACUCCCGAUGAGCUCAAGCAGCAGGAGCAGGAGCAGCCCCAGCUGGAGCCCAGCCAGGCGCAAUCGGAGGUAAUUGCGGAGGCUCUGAAAUGCCUCUGCAAUUUGGUCUAUCAAAGCUCCGACUGCCGGAGGCAGUGCCUCCGCCAGCACUGCCUGGACGCGAUCCUCAAGCGGGUGGCCUCCUCGAUGCGGCAUCCCUGCGCUCUGGAGUACUACGACAUGAAGCUGCUCUUCCUGCUUACCGCAUUGGAGCCUUCAGCCAGGUCGCGCCUACAAAUUGAUCUCAAUGGAUUGACCUACAUGACCAAGUGGCUGGACGACAAGCUGGGCGAGGUGGAGCAGGCGGGCGAGGAGCAGCUGAACAUCAUCUGCGAGCUGCUCAAGGUGAUGUUCAACGUGACCAGUGCGCCGGACAAGAGUCCCAAUGAGUACGAAAUUCAGAGUUUGCAUUUAACUGGAGUCCUAAGGGAACUGCUCCUGCGCUUCGGGGAAAUGGCCAGCGACAAGGAUCGCGCGGUGGUCACGCAUGCCAUUAAUCUGCUGACCAAUAUCUCGGGAGGCUGCCUGACGGAGUUAACGCUGCGCUGCUCCAAGGAGGAGGAAAAGGAGAAGGAGAAGGAUGCAGAGGCCUCCAGUGCCUCUAAAUCCCGCCAAUGCUGCUCGCAGUGCUUCGAGAGGCGCAAUGUGCGCAGCCUGGACGUCCUGCUGCGCUACCUCCGCCAAUCGCUGGCCCAGCAGGAGGCGGAGGCCAGCUCCCAUGAGCUACUCUCGCCCGUUCUCACUGUUCUGGUGAAAUGUGCGCGCAGCGAUCGCGUGAUGCGUCAUUAUCUAAGACAGGAGAUCCUGCCGCCACUGCGCGACGUCAGUCAGCGACCGGAAAUUGGCCAGGAGCUGCGCAAUCAUCUCUGCCGCUUCCUCACCCUGCCCGCCAUGAUUCUGCGCGAUCUCUCCGCCGAAUUGCUAUUUGUUCUCUGCAAGGAGGAUGUCGGAAGGAUGAUCAAGUAUACAGGAUAUGGAAAUGCAGCUGGUUUGUUCGCCAAGCGGGGGAUACUCGACUGCCGGCGAGUGGAGGGCACCGACUAUUCGUCGGAUAGCGAGGACAGCGACACCGAGGAGUACAAGCAGCAGCAGCAGGGCAUAAAUCCCGUGCUGGGCUGUAUUGAACCGCCCAGCAGUCGGUCUUCGCAUUUGGAUGGGAUUAGCGAGGAGCAGAAGGAGUACGAGGCCAUGCAGUUGGUCAACCUGAUCGAACAGCUAAGACAAGGCGGCAUCGUCAAGCCGGCGCUGAUCGACAAGGACGGAAGGCCGCAGCCGCUGGAGCACAUCCUCCAGCUGCAGGAGGAGCUGCCGCAGCAGCAGCUCGACCAGAAGCGCAAAACCUAAGCAACUGAUCAUCCAGGGAUUGAGCUGUGGCACAACUUCCAAAUAAUCACCCCAAACUGCAUUUACUUAAUAGGUUUAACGGUCGAGAAUGCAGCAGAAUAGCUUCGCCUAAUUGUUAUCCAUAUAUUCUGCGUUUGAUUUCCAUUAUUUUACCACUCCCAAUUGUUGUAGCUUAACUAUUAGCAUUAGUUUUUAGCCAAAGCCAUUAUAAUCAACCAUAUUAGAACUAA